GAGUGAUGUAACCACAGACUCCGGACACUAGGGGCGCCACAACAUCACUAGAGGCGCCGAAAUAUAAACUAGAAGGAACGAAGCGAGGUCUAAGUACUCGAAAGGCUUUUCGGAAUACUGGACAUUUAAUCAACAUUUAAGGAAUUUGUUUUGCCAAGCUGUUAAGGAUGGGCUGCUGAGGCCAGAUCUGCUAUGAACUCAGCAACCAGCAUCACCAUGUCAGCUGACGGAGAGUUCGCCAAUGAAAACAAGCUGGUGAGACCGAAGGUGGAGUUCGGCUCUCUGCUGCAACACGCCGGAGCCACCAAAGACGUUUUCACCAUGAAGGAGGUCAUGUUCUACCUGGGUCAGUACAUCAUCCAGAGGCAGCUGUACGACCAGAACCAGCAGCACAUCGUCCACUGCGCUCAGGACGCUCUGGGCCGGGUUCUGGGCGUAGACAGCUUCUCCGUGAAGGAACCAAGGGUUUUGUUUGCAAUGAUUACCAAGAACCUGGAGGCCGUGAGGAACCAAGAUUCAACGACGGAUUUGAGUGAAGCUGCCAGCAGCCAGACGGAGGGAGCUGAGAGUUCAUCUUCAUCCACAGACCAGAGGAGGAGGAAGAGGAGGAGCAACUCAGGUCCGUCCCACAGCACAGAGGGAGAGGAAGAGGAGCGGCAGUCGGAGGACGAAGAGUCGGACGACAGCAGGAAGCGGCGGCGCUCGGACAGCUUCUCGCUGACCUUCGACGGCAGCCUGUCCUGGUGCGUGAUUGGAGGGCUGGGAAGUGGGCGGGACAACCGCGGCAGCCAGUCGUCCGACUCCCACAGCGUCCGGUCCGGGAGGUCGGAGGUCACGAUCGCGGCGUCCGACUCGGACAGCGACAACUUCAGCGUGGAGUUCGAGGUGGAGUCGGUCGACUCGGACGACUACAACGAGGACGACGCGUCGCUGUCCGCCGACGACCAGGUUUAUGAAGUCACCAUCUUCGAGGCGGACGGCGACGACGACUCGUUCGACGACGACACGGAGAUCACAGAAGCUUUCUGUGGGUUUCACUCUCAGGAUUACUGGCGCUGCUCCACGUGUGACGAGCUGAACCCGCCGCUGCCCAGAAACUGCUUCCGCUGCUGGACGCUGCGUCACGAUUGGCUGCCGGAGGCGUCCGCCGACCCUAAAGCCCUCCCCACCAAGCCCACCGACCAAUCAGCUGCCAAAGAAACUCCAGGUUUGGAUGUGGAGAACGACGACGACGACGGCGUCGACGUUCCUGAUGGAAAAAGAGCGAAAACUCCUCUGAACUCCCAGAGUUGGUCCGACUGCUCCGCCCCAAACUCCCAGAAUGCCCUCUGCUCCUCCCAGCCUUCCUCCGCCUCUUCCUCCCAGGAGAAGCUCUGGACGCCCGAGUCCCAGCCGUCGUCGUCGGGCGACUCCCAGGACCCGGUGCCGGACCUGGAGCGCAGCGUGUCAGCCGAGUCCCGGCUGCCGGACUCGUGUCUGGACCCGUGUCUCAUCUGCCAGUCCCGACCCAAAAACGGCUGCAUCGUCCACGGGCGGACCGGACACCUCAUGUCCUGCUACGUCUGCGCCAGGAAGCUGAAGAGGAGGAACAAGCUGUGCCCCGUCUGCAGGAUGCCCAUCCAGUCCGUCGUCCUCACCUACCUGAGCUGAGAACGACCUCCAGCUGACCUUCACCUGUCUACCUCCACAGGAUUAAUAAUAAAUGAGAAAUGUUCAAACAUCCAGCUGCACAGGAUGCUUAAUACAUUAAUUACUUAAAUUUCCCCUCUUUUAAUCAGAAAUAAAGUGGAUGCUUAUAUUGUAAAACUA
Molecule: messenger RNA, 1809 nt
Organism: Xiphophorus couchianus (Monterrey platyfish)
Lineage: Eukaryota; Metazoa; Chordata; Actinopteri; Cyprinodontiformes; Poeciliidae
Gene: mdm2
Product: MDM2 proto-oncogene
Exons: 12
Coding region: 193-1650 (485 amino acids)
Biological process (GO): cell cycle; regulation of cell cycle; protein ubiquitination
Cellular component (GO): nucleus
Molecular function (GO): identical protein binding; p53 binding; ubiquitin protein ligase activity
Source: RefSeq, a predicted model, not a curated record